Messenger RNA from Nymphaea colorata (pocket water lily), 2284 nucleotides. Its product is annotated as protein NUCLEOLAR COMPLEX ASSOCIATED 4. Gene Ontology annotation, biological process: ribosome biogenesis. NCBI's taxonomy places the organism in Eukaryota, Viridiplantae, Streptophyta, Magnoliopsida, Nymphaeales, Nymphaeaceae. The transcript has 14 exons. The coding region runs from base 124 to 2001 and encodes 625 amino acids. The record is from RefSeq and is a predicted model, not a curated record. Gene Ontology annotation, cellular component: Noc4p-Nop14p complex; small-subunit processome; nucleolus.
CCGCCCCCGCCCCCGCCGCACUGGCUUUUCUCCCGCGCUCUUCUCCGUUCGGCACAGGAGAGCUGCUCCCUCCGGCACCGAUUCGAACUCUCACACUAACUUUGGAUCCCCUUCCUGCGAAAGAUGCCAAGCUUUCCGACAAUUAGCCGGCCGGAGUAUACCGCCAAGGAUUUGAAGAAGCUAGGGCACCAGCUGCUCACCUCGAGGGCGCACCUCAACAACGCCCCCAUCCUCCUCUCCGUCCUCUCGCCGUCACCCUCCCCGCCUCCUCUGGACGUCGCCCUAGAGUCCAUUCUCUCCCUCCAAUCCUUCUUCAUUCCCCUCGUCCCCACCCUCCCUUCGUCCUCGUCCUCCCUCAGGGACGCCUCGUCGACAUUGCGGUCGCCGGCCGGCGGCGGUGGCGUCGGCGAGGCGGAGCUCGCGGAGUCCAUCUACAGGCACUGGCUCAAGGCGAGGUUCGAUGAGUUCUUCGACUUGCUGUCCGGACUCGCCGUGUCACCGGAGACGGACGAAAACCUAAAGGAUAUCGCUUUGGAUGCUAUCAUGGAAUUCAUUAGACAGGGCAAAAGUGGCGCAUUCCAAUCGGAUCUUUUGUUUAGGUUUCUUCACAAGAUUGUUUAUUCUGAGUACUCUGUGGCUACCUUACUCAGCUUAUUCAAAUCAAAAUAUUUCAAUUUUGUAGAUGUUUGUUAUUUCUUAUACAUUGGCACUGCUAAGCUGUCUAGGGGUUUUAAUCCAGCGAAGGUUAGUGGUGGCAAAUUGGACCAUGUCAUGUACAAUAUACAUGAUAUUCUUUCAUUAAUUCCUUCACAUAUGCCUCCUAAAGCUAUUCUCAAGGAAGAAGAUAAGCAAUUUGAGCUUGACAUCUGGAGCCCAUUAGGAAUAUCAUCAAAAGAAACUGACUCUGAGCAAUCAGAAAAGGUUUUGGCUGUGAAGGAUGGUUUCAGAGAAUCCAAAAAAGUCACCGAUGAAGCUUCAGUGACUUCUAUUCUUAAGAAAAUGAAGAACAGAUUCAGUAAGGCGUGGAUGUCUUUCUUAAGGCUGCCACUCCCUCUUGACCUAUACAAGAAGGUUCUUACUGAUCUACAUGAAGCUGUCAUACCUAACCUUGCAAAUCCUCUGCUUCUAUGUGAUUUCUUGACAAGAUCAUAUGAUGCUGGGGGUGUUGUCAGUGUGAUGGCACUCAGUAGCCUUUUUGUUCUCAUGACACAGCAUGGCCUCGAGUACCCUAGAUUCUAUGAAAAACUAUAUGCACUACUGGUUCCAUCUCUUUUUUUGGUGAAAUAUCGAGCCAAAUUUUUUGAGUUCCUGGAUACCUGUUUGAAAACCCCACUUUUCCCAGCAUAUUUAGCUGCUGCAUUUGCCAAGAAAUUAAGCAGGUUGGCUCUGUCCGCACCUCCUUCAGGAUCAUUGGUUAUUAUUGCAAUCAUUCACAAUUUGCUUAGGAGGCAUCCGUCAAUCAACUUUUUAGUUCACCAGCAUUUUGAUGAUGAAGUUGAUGGUAACACUUCGACUGAACCAAAGGAGUUCAAUGAAAAAGGUGAAUCAGAUGCUUGUGUACUUAAGGUGGGCAAGAAACCAGGCAUGGAUCCAUUUGUUAACGAAGAAAGUGAUCCAGCAAAGACCAAUGCCAUGAAAAGUUCCUUGUGGGAGGUUGACAAUCUGCGCCAUCACUACUGUCCUGCAGUUUCUAGGUUUGUGUUAUCACUUGAGAAUGACUUAACUGUUCGAGCCAAAACAUCUGAGAUUGAAGUUAAAGAUUUCAGUUCGGGUUCAUAUGGGACAAUCUUUAAAGAAGAGGUUGGACGCCGGAUCAAACAGGUGCCUCUAGCAUUCUACAAGACAACACCGACGUCUCUCUUUUCUGAGGCCGAUUUUGCAGGGUGGACAUUUGUGAUCGGCCAGGAUGGUGAAAAAAACCAAGCUGAUCCAAAGCGUAUAACUGACAGUUCUAAUAUUAGCGUUGAUGAUACAUUGUCAAAAAGGCAAAGAUGUGAGUGAUUCUUCGUCCUUCUUUUUCUUGGUAGCUCCUUCUUUACUGCUGACGAUAUUUUAGGUGCUAGCAAUUAAAUCAUCUUGUAUGUAUUGAACGGUGUGAUGCAAAAUCAAUGUUUUACUGCGUCAUAAAGUCAUGCUGAGCUGGCAUGAAUUUUCCGCCAUCCUCGCUGUACACCUUCGUCAUAGAAUACGUCUUUAUCUUGGUUCUGAUAUUUGAUGGUAAAAUUUGUUUUAACUUUCUGAGCUGUAUACUCAUUUUUAUCAAAUGAGCUGAUCUUUUUGGCCA